Spinacia oleracea (spinach) is the source of this 1656-nucleotide messenger RNA. Its product is annotated as omega-amidase, chloroplastic. The transcript has 10 exons. Gene Ontology annotation, cellular component: mitochondrion. Bases 69 to 1163 code for a protein of 364 amino acids. The record is from RefSeq and is a predicted model, not a curated record. Gene Ontology annotation, molecular function: omega-amidase activity. Lineage: Eukaryota; Viridiplantae; Streptophyta; Magnoliopsida; Caryophyllales; Amaranthaceae. Gene Ontology annotation, biological process: oxaloacetate metabolic process; L-glutamine metabolic process.
CAAACAGCGUCGUUAACUCGUUAUCACUUCCACAGACUUCACUCACGCUGAGAAGCACAGCACACAAGAUGAUCGCCAUUACCCAAAUCCAACCAUUAACAACACCACACUCACUCCAAAAUGCAUAUCACCAAACCAAAAACCUCUCAUUUUACUCUUCUCAAACUUCCGUCGUCAAAUUGCGCAUUCCUAACUUCUCAAACCCCAACAAACCACCUCUUUCCUCCAGAAUCGCCGCCAUGUCCGUCGCCGACCAAGCUAGGGUUCCUCUCGCACUUCCUUUGCCUCCUCCUCCGGUCACUAAGUUCAAGAUUGCUCUUUGCCAGCUGUCAGUUACAACAGACAAAUUGAGAAAUAUUUCACAUGCUCGUGAAGCAAUUGAAGAGGCUGCAAACAAGGGUGCUCAGCUUAUUCUUCUUCCUGAAAUAUGGAACAGUCCCUAUUCGAAUGACAGCUUUCCAGUUUAUGCCGAAGAUAUCGAAUUAGGUGGUGAUGCAUCUCCCUCCACAGCAAUGCUUUCUGAAGUUUCCCGGAACCUUAAAGUUACAGUAGUUGGUGGUUCCAUACCAGAGAGAUGUGGUGAUCGGCUUUAUAAUACUUGCUGUGUCUUUGGGACUGAUGGAAAGCUAAAAGCUAAACACAGGAAGAUACAUCUUUUUGACAUUGACAUUCCAGGGAAAAUGACGUUUAAGGAAUCAAAGACACUUACCGCUGGAGAGAGUCCUACCAUUGUUGACACAGAUGUUGGGCGCAUUGGUAUUGGUAUAUGUUAUGAUAUUCGCUUUCAAGAAUUAGCAGCAAUUUAUGCAGCAAGAGGUGCUCAUUUGCUCUGCUAUCCUGGGGCCUUCAAUAUGACUACUGGUCCGUUACACUGGGAGCUACUGCAGAGAGCUAGAGCAGCAGAUAAUCAGUUGUACGUAGCCACGUGUGCACCAGCUCGUGAUACUGGAUCAGGGUAUGUGGCAUGGGGACACUCUACCUUAGUUGGACCUUUUGGGGAAGUGCUUGCAACAACUGAUCAUGACGAGACAAUUGUUAUAGCAGAAAUCGACUACUCAGUCAUUGAGCAAAGAAGAACAUAUCUACCCUUCAUCAACCAAAGGAGAGGUGAUUUAUAUCAGUUAGUUGACGUUCAGAGGCUGUAUGCCGAGUCUACCAAGUAACAGCACAGAAACCAGCUAAUCAUCAUUGGCCCUUGGAGCCUCAGAAAGUCAGAAGCACGCACUAUAGUCCCGAGGCGCUCUUCAUUUGUCUUCCAAAUAUGAUGAUGAACUAGAUAAGAUAUCUUUUGGUGGGAUGACCAUCUCAGGUACUUCAAAUUUAUGGUUUUCUUCUCUCUUUUUCGAUUGCGUUAUAGAUUGUGCAUAAUUGUGAUUCGACAAUUUUGGAAUGUAGCACUAUGUGUGUAUGAUACAACUCAUUAAUACAGGAAAACUGAUAAUCAGGGCCAGUAUACUCCCAAUAAUAGUAGUGUCAUUAGUGGAGAGUUAGAUUGUGGGCUCUAAAUGAGCUGUAGCCUAUAAAUAGAUACUACUACUGUAUUACAUUAGUGAUCUAGGCCCAUGAGGCCAUGAGUGCACCUGAUUUCAUUAAAUAGAUGUGUCCAAGUGUUAAUUGCCAAAAACAUUAAUUUCAGCUUUUUGAGAAUAUUGCCUA